AUGAAACCUCCCGAAGAUUGCACCUAUAUUACGUCAAAUAUAAUCGUGAUGGGCUUUCCGGGGAUCCCGAAAACGCGGAAACUCGAAGGACACGUCAACAAUCGGGAAGCGAUCGCCUACUAUCUCGAAACUCGCCAUUCCAAACAUUACCGUCUUUUCAACCUCACCGAAGAGGAAUACGAUGAUCUCCUCUUCAACAGCAGCGUGUCCCAUUACAAUUUCACCGGCUAUUCCGCCCCCUCGCUCGGCCUUCUCUUCCACAUCCUCCUCGAUAUGGAGACCUACCUCGCCGAAGACCCCGCCAACACCGCGGUGGUGCACGAUUUCACCGGUGCCGGACGCGCCAUGCUGAUCACCGCCGCCUUCAUCCGCUGGGAAGGCUGGCUCUCCAGCACGCACGAAGCGCUCACCAUGUGUCUGACACGGCGGAAUCUGCCCUCCGAAGCCAUGCUGCCCUCCCAGCUGCGCUUUCUCGACUACUUCGAGUCCAUCAUGAACGGGGAGUUUCCGCCCCCCAUCGCGUUGAAACUGUCGCGUAUCACGCUGUCGUCGCUGCCGGCCAUCGAGGGCGGCGCGUGCUGCCCCGUGAUCGAGGUGUACAAUCAGCAGAAAAUCGUGUGGAGGUCGUAUCGAAAGGGAAGUCGCACGCGCGGCACGGUCAGCCCGGUGAAGACGAAUGAGACGAUCGUGUUCAAGCCGGACGUCCCGUUGUUGGGGAACGUGUUUGUGCGAUGUCGCCAUCUGCGGGAGAACGAGACUCUGACGACGCUGUUCCGUUUUCAGUUCGGAAUUGGAUUUGUGAAGCUGUUUAAAUUGGAUUUGGAAGGAAAUGAGUGCGAUCUGUCGAUGGAGAUGCCGAGUGAUUUUCAUGUCGUGCUCGACUUCCUGCCGAUGGACGUGUAG
Molecule: messenger RNA, 903 nt
Organism: Blastocystis hominis
Lineage: Eukaryota; Bigyra; Opalinata; Blastocystidae
Exons: 5
Coding region: 1-903 (300 amino acids)
Biological process (GO): dephosphorylation
Cellular component (GO): cytosol
Molecular function (GO): phosphatidylinositol-3,4,5-trisphosphate 3-phosphatase activity
Source: RefSeq, a predicted model, not a curated record